AUGGACGACUUUGGAAGUCGUGUCAGUCGCAAUGUCGGGGAAAGAGAGCCCCUCUUGGGCAGGCAAUCUCACCACAACCGAGAUCAUCAGAUCAGAGAGGCUUCCUCGAUGACCACCCGCCCUACCUUUGGUCAAUGGAUCAAGCAGUCCUGGGUUGAUGUAGUUACAAUGCUUGUGACCGGUGUAGUUGGACAAAUGGCAUAUUUAUUGCCUCCAGUGCCAACCCGCUACUUUGCAGUUACUUCCGCAGACGAUCAGGUUGUCUUCCCUGAACUCGCCUACCCAAUGCGCAAGGUGAUUGUCCCCAUCUGGCUCGCCACCUUGCUUGCCGCCGGCAUACCCGCCACAUGCAUCCUGGCUAUGCAGAUCCGGUACCGGUCCUUCUGGGAUGCCAACAAUGCCAUAAUGGGGCUCCUGUAUUCUCUCGUUACGGCCGCGGCUUUCCAGGCGCUCCUCAAGUGGCUCAUUGGCGGUCUCCGGCCCCAUUUCCUUGCCGCUUGUAAGCCGGAUAUGCGGCUAGUAGCGGCUGCAUAUGCUGAGAAGAUGGGCGGUGCCUGGGAUCUGGAUAGCAACAAGGAGAGUCACCACGGAGACGGUUUUGGAAAUCUUUACUUUACGAGGGACAUUUGCACGGGCACUUCAUGGGAUGUCUCCGACUCUCUCGAGUCCUUUCCGUCUGGCCACACCACGGCGGUUUUUGCUGGAUUUGUCUUCCUGUCCCUCUAUUUUAACGGCAAGCUGAAGCUAUUUGCUGACCAUCAUUCUGCUAUGUGGAAACUGAUUUUGUUCCACCUCCCAAUUCUGGGUGCGAUCCUUGUUGGCGGAAGUCUCACUAUAGACUUCUCUCAUAACUGGUACGAUGUGAUCGUUGGAGCAAUAAUUGGCACGACGAUGGCUGUAUGUUCCUACAGGAUGGUAUAUGCCUCCGUUUGGGACUGGAGGCUCAAUCACAUCCCCUUGCGCCGAGACAACACCAAGGUGGGUGAUAUUGGGGAUAUGUUUCUCCCGUACGGCGACCACCAGGGGAGGAAGACGCUUGAUAAUGAUAUCCGUGCUACCUAUGCGACACCAGAAAAUGUCGCAAUUGGCAAUGGUUUGGAUGUCACUCCAUGA
Messenger RNA from Clonostachys rhizophaga, 1113 nucleotides. NCBI's taxonomy places the organism in Eukaryota, Fungi, Ascomycota, Sordariomycetes, Hypocreales, Bionectriaceae. The record is from the annotation of a GenBank genome assembly.